Molecule: messenger RNA, 1705 nt
Organism: Thalassophryne amazonica
Lineage: Eukaryota; Metazoa; Chordata; Actinopteri; Batrachoidiformes; Batrachoididae
Gene: cep20
Product: centrosomal protein 20
Exons: 5
Coding region: 11-430 (139 amino acids)
Biological process (GO): cilium assembly; microtubule anchoring
Cellular component (GO): motile cilium; ciliary basal body; centrosome
Molecular function (GO): protein binding
Source: RefSeq, a predicted model, not a curated record
AGCUGUUGCGAUGGCGUCUGUUUCAGAGUUGAAGAGCGCGGUGAAGGAGACGCUGGAGUCCCGUGGCGUGCUGGGACAGUUAAAAGCUCGUAUGCGGGCAGAAGUGUUCAGCGCCAUGAAUGACCAGCAUGAACCUCGUCCGCCGCUGUCCCACGAAAACCUGCUGAUCAAUGAGCUCAUCCGAGAGUACCUGGAAUUCAACAAGUACAGGUACACGGCGUCAGUGCUGACAGCGGAGUCAGGACAACCUGAGGUUCCCCUGGACAGACAGUUCCUGGCAAACGAGCUGAAAGUAAUUGAGGACGCAAGUUCCAAGUCCGUGCCUCUUCUGUAUGGCUUGGUGUCCCACUUCUUGAGCAUCAGUGAUGAUGGAGGGAAAGUGUUUCUGCGGGGUGCCGGAGCUUUGUCUGCAGCUGGACCUGAUGCCUGAAUAUCAUAUUACAGGUGCACUCAAAGGGUCCAGAUGGAAACGUGGGUAAAUUAAACAGCCACAUCAUUUAUUGGUAACAAAUACUAACCGGUCCUCCUGUUCUCCCGUUCUCUGUCACAGUCACAGUGGUUCACUCUCACCACAUCCUUCUUUUUGCUUGUUCUCAGUUACAUUAACCCGUUAUCACGUCACCCAGGAUCACUCCUCCUCUCGAGCCGGGGCCUCGCUUCCUGAACUGGUUCCUCCCUCUCACUCCCUGGUUUUGGGCUAAUCCUUGUUUCUUGAUCAGGCUCUGGGACACUCGGUCUCUGCUGGUCUUCACAUUGUGAUAUGGGCCUUAUGCUGUCGUCCAGGCUGUGAAGUACCUUUUUUUUUUGUUGUUGUUUUUUUUUGUCUCUUCAACACUCGUUUGAAGCAAAUCUAAAUAGCACUUGGCUACAUGACAAGUUCACUUUUGUGCUCUUUUGGACCAGCGUCCACAGGAGCCACCAAGAUUCAUGUGCAGUGCACCAUCUGAUGGGUUUCUGGGGUAGGGGACCAAAUAAAACAUUGAGCUUUUAUUUAUUUUAUUUUUUUUUUGACAUGGACAAUCCUUGGGGGUUCAUCUUACUGUGACCAGACAGUGUCUAAGAUGAACUUUCUGAUGGCGACCCCAUGGGCUCUCAAGAGGGGCAAAAAUAUAUAUUCACAACUUAUCACAGAAAAAUGUAUCAAUAACUUUUCUCUAAUUACAAAUAAAGAUUUUAUGGAAGGCUGACGACAAAAAAAAAAGCUCAUUGUUCUCAUGACCCCCCCACCCCCAGCAUAUAGAAAAACUUUCUAUAUGUUUGUAUAAAGACUCUUGGGAGGUUGACUACAGGCAAGGAAACUCACUGUUCUUGAAUGUCCUGUCCCAAAGACCAAAAAUGAAUUUGUUGCACACUACUCAGUUUAUAGUGGGAAAAGCCGCUCGGUAAGUUUUAUCUCGAUUCUGCACACUGAUCCCUGAAUCACUGUCGACCUACACAGAGAUUUUCAUUGACCUUAAAUCAUUAAUGACGCUGGUUCCACAAUGAGUGGGUCAAAAUUAAUCUUAGUCCAAAGGAAUUCGGGUCUUGACCCCUGUUUUGUUUUGUUUUUUUACAACACUAAUCAUACUAAAAACAUCUUACAGCCAUGUUUCUGGGUGCUCUGCUCAUAUUAUAUAUGUUUCCUAAGUCUGGUGUUAAAAAUCCCACAGAGCUUCAGAUCACUCUGUUAUAUUGAUUUAACAAUAUCACGUUCAAUAUAUGUUGU